This is a messenger RNA of Mus musculus (house mouse), 1230 nucleotides long. It is a transcript of the gene Snrpb2, whose product is annotated as U2 small nuclear ribonucleoprotein B. Gene Ontology annotation, cellular component: spliceosomal complex; U2-type catalytic step 2 spliceosome; U2-type catalytic step 1 spliceosome. The coding region runs from base 56 to 733 and encodes 225 amino acids. The transcript is spliced from 7 exons. Gene Ontology annotation, biological process: mRNA splicing, via spliceosome. The record is from RefSeq and is marked provisional. Gene Ontology annotation, molecular function: nucleic acid binding; RNA binding. Lineage: Eukaryota; Metazoa; Chordata; Mammalia; Rodentia; Muridae.
UUAGUUUCAAGCGGACCGCGCCGGCUUCAGGCUAUUGGAAGGGUUCUACCCAAACAUGGAUAUCAGACCAAAUCACACGAUUUAUAUCAACAACAUGAAUGACAAAAUUAAAAAAGAAGAAUUGAAGAGAUCCCUGUAUGCCCUUUUUUCUCAGUUUGGACACGUGGUAGAUAUUGUGGCUUUAAAGACCAUGAAGAUGAGGGGACAGGCUUUUGUUAUAUUUAAGGAACUGGGUUCAUCCACAAAUGCUUUGAGACAGUUACAAGGAUUUCCAUUUUAUGGUAAACCAAUGAGAAUUCAGUACGCAAAAACAGAUUCUGAUAUAAUAUCUAAAAUGCGUGGUACUUUCGCUGACAAGGAAAAGAAAAAGGAAAAGAAGAAAGCUAAAACCAUGGAACAGGCUGCAGCUGCUGCAAACAAGAAGCCUGGUCAGGGAACACCAAAUGCAGCUAAUACCCAAGGCACUGCAGCGCCAAAUCCUCAGGUCCCUGAUUAUCCUCCAAAUUAUAUCCUAUUUCUUAAUAACUUACCAGAGGAGACAAAUGAGAUGAUGUUAUCCAUGCUGUUCAACCAGUUCCCUGGAUUCAAGGAAGUUCGCUUGGUACCGGGGAGACAUGACAUUGCAUUUGUAGAAUUUGAGAAUGAUGGUCAGGCUGGAGCUGCCAGAGAUGCUCUGCAGGGGUUUAAGAUUACACCGUCCCAUGCCAUGAAGAUCACCUAUGCCAAGAAGUAACAUGUGAUGCCAAUGUGGAAGGACUUGGUUAUUUAUAGUGUUUGUUUUGAUCAUAUUCGGUCAAGUCAUUUUAAAUGGUUGGAAGUGAAGGUGAAGUUUUGGGAGAAGAGUUGUCUAAUUUUUUUUAGUUUUGCUGAACUAUGAAAUACGGAGCCUUAAUUUUGUACAAUAAACUUUUAUUUGUAUUCUGUUUACUGGUUUAUUGUCCUAUCAUCACUUAUUUUUGUAUAAACCUGAAAGUGUAUGAAACUCAGUAAUGGGGUUUAGGUUAUUUUGGAGCAGCUAAUGAUACAGAAGUUGAAGGGAGCAGAUUGCAGCAACCAGUGAGCAGCAUGUUAAUAGUAAAAUGAUCGCCCUGCUGUGAGUAACAAGACAUUUGCUUCUGUCCAAAGUGCAGUGCUUUGCUGGAUGGAGUAGGGAUUGCACAGUAUUAGUGGCCAUGUGAUAGCAGCUGCUUAUUGUUGUCUAGAAAAACAGGAAAUAAAAUUGCUGCCUGC